This is a messenger RNA of Oikopleura dioica, 1341 nucleotides long. The record is from the annotation of a GenBank genome assembly. NCBI's taxonomy places the organism in Eukaryota, Metazoa, Chordata, Appendicularia, Copelata, Oikopleuridae.
AUGCAGAAGCCUUGUAAAUCUUGUUCAAUGAAUGAUUACUUCUGCCAAAACAAUCUCAAGGUAGUCGAGGACCAUCGUUGCAGCUAUUUGAAAGACUACAACGGCUAUCUUCGUAAAUCGUCGUUGCUGCCGAUCAAAGCCCCUGGAAAUCUAUGCGGCACGGAAUUUUCGUGGGCAUCAGGAAACGACGAUUGUAAAAAGUCCAAAAUAGAUAUUGGAGGGAAGGUUUUCCUCGAGGGACCACUUGCAUUUUCUGCAGAGCUGCUUGAUUCCUGCGGUACUCCUCCGUUUCAGUGGACAUUAUUUUCCGAAGACGAACAGAAGGUAAUUGCUAAUAAGACGACGGACAAGUUUGUGUACAAAGACCUCCCUUUUGGCAAAUACACUAUCCACGUGAGCGACGAGUUAUCCAAAAACACCGAAUCUUUCACAGUUUUGCAAAAAAUCUCGAACGCGCUACUCUACUGUCCUCGAUUUACAAAAGUCGGAUUUAUCAACGAGCUAAAUGUUCAUGUAUCGGAUGAAAAUGGUCACUGGUUGGAUUUUCAUGGACUCGAUCAGAUUAGUGGCCCUGUUUCCUUCACAUGGUCAGGAGAUGGAUUCAGAAACAAUGAAGGCUUUUCUGAGCAGAACACUCCUUUUAUUAAUGUAACUUUUCCUAAUCGCUACUCUGCGGAUCUGCAAUUAGACGUCCAAGUAAGCGUAAGGUCGACUUUGGGGACGACGACGAGUCAGUGUCGAAUGAAAACUUCUCCUGAUCUUCAGAUGAUUCAGGUGCAUUUUCAAAGCUCGAUAGUUUCUCCCGCUCACGAUCAAGAGUACCAAGCAAUCAAAGAAUACAUCAAAACGUUGCUGCUGACGAAAAUGCUUGAGGAUGACAAGGUCGACGAGCUCGUCAAUAAAUACCACUUCAAUUUCGAAACUGACAUCGACAUCUUGCCAGUUAGCCACUCACUCUCGGGAAACUUAACACUGAUGUACAUCUACGCCCAUCUAUCGGAAGACUUUACGGGAGACAAGGACGAGUUCCGCGAGGAUCUGAUACAGGGCCUUAUCAAAGCGCACAACGAUAAUCACUUAAUUAUUCAUUCUAUUUAUAUCGCCGAAGACGACGGGACCCUUGAGCCGUACGAAACCACUGGUCGCGCCGGAAUGUUAUUUACCUUCUUGAUUUUCAUAAUCCUCAUUAUUGCCUUGGUCUUUGCAGGAAAACGAUACAUAUUGCCUAGGAUAAAGCUUUUUGUCCGUCCUCAUCACAUUCCUGUCAACGGAGAGGAUAAUGAUGAAGAGCCAAUUGUUGAGCACGACGAAAUCGCUAACGUUUUUGGCUCACAACAAUAA